CCCAGGAGGACAAGCCACCCGGUGACCUUUGUCCGAGGGGGAGGAGGAGGGAUUCUCCAUGCCCUUUGUCUGCACUUAACUAGUAAGGUCCGGCCGGGCCGCGGCCAUGAGCUUCUCGGAGAUCCUGGACCGGGUGGGCAGCCUGGGCCCCUUCCAGCUCCUGCACGUGCUCCUGCUCUCGCUCCCGGUGCUCUUCAUGGCCAGCCACAACCUGCUGCAGAUCUUCACGGCCGCCACGCCGGCGCACCACUGCGUGCCGGCGCCCAACGCCUCCUCCCCGGCGCUGCCCCUCGGGCCCCACGGGGCUCCCGACCGCUGCCGCCGGUACAGCCCGGGCCCGGGCCCCGGGAACGCCACCCUGCCCAACGGCACCUGGGGCCACACGGAGCCCUGCCUGGACGGCUGGGUCUACGACAGGACGCUCUUCGCCUCCACCAUCGUGACCGAGUGGGAUCUGGUGUGUGACCUGCGGCAGCUGAAGGAGAUGGCCCAGUCCUUGUACAUGGCUGGCGUCCUGAUUGGAGGAAUUGUGUUCGGGAGCUUGUCAGACAGGUUUGGCCGGAAGCCCAUCCUGACCCUGUCCUACCUGCUGCUGGCCGUCAGCGGCACCUGCUCGGCCUUCUCGCCCAACUUCCUGACCUACGCCAUCUUCCGCUUCUUGACCGGCUGUAGCCUCUCGGGCAUCACGCUCAGCACCGUGAUCUUGUGCGUCGAGUGGGUGCCGACCCGUGUUCGGGCCAUCCAGUCGACAUUCACCGGCUACUGCUACACUUUCGGGCAGUUCAUUCUCCCCGGCCUGGCGUACGGCGUCACCGAGUGGCGCUGGCUGCAGUUCAUCGUGUCCACUCCAUUCUACAUCUUCUUCCUUUCCUCCUGGUGGGUGGCUGAGUCUGUGCGUUGGCUGGUCCUGACCGGGAAGUCCUCGAGGGCCCUGAAGGAGCUCCGGAGGGUCGCAGCCUUCAACGGCAGGAAGGAGGACGGUGACAAGCUCAGCCUGGAGGAACUGAAACUCAACCUCCAUAAGGAGAUCUCCUUGGGGAAAUCUUCCUACAGCGUGAUGAACCUCUUCCAGGAUCCCAUCCUGCGCCGGAUAUCUUGCUGCAUCUGUAUCAUUUGGUUCGCCACAGGAUUCGCCUACUACAGCCUGGCCAUGGGCGUGGAGGACUUCGGAGUCAACAUCUACAUGCUCCAGAUCAUCUUCGGCGGCGUCGACGUCCCGGCCAAGUUCGUCUCUGUCCUGUGCCUGAGCUACGUGGGCCGCCGGAUCACCCAGGGCACCUGCCUCCUGCUGGCGGGCACUGCCAUCCUCGCCAACAUCUUCGUGCCCUCAGACAUGUCAAUAGUGAGGACCAGCCUUGCUGUCUUUGGGAAGGGCUGUCUUUCCAGCUCCUAUAACUGUCUCUUCUUGUACACGAGCGAGCUGUAUCCCACAGUCAUCCGCCAAAGAGGAAUGGGCCUGGGCAACCUGUGUACCCGCGUGGGCAGCAUGAUAGCCCCCCUGGUGAAGAUCACAGGAGAAGUGAUGCCUUUCAUCCCAGCCGUCAUCUACGGGGUCAUCCCCAUCCUGGGGGGCACUGCUGCCUUCUUCUUGCCAGAGACCCUCAACACGGCCCUUCCAGAGACGAUUGAAGAUCUGCAAAGACGGAAAAAGUCAAAUGAAGAGACAGAGGUUCAGAAUGUCCCUCUGCAAUCCUGCGAACCUGAAAAGGGAACCAGCUGAGAGAAGGGCGAUUGCCAGUCACCUGAUGAGAGGCCCCCCUUCCCCCCGUCCUCACCAAGGACUAUACUUGACCCCCGGAACCCCAGCCGUGACCCUGGCUUCUUAAGGAGAUGGAGCUUCUCUCCCCCAGCAUGGGCGUGGCCUGACCUCUGCCACCGCUCCAUCCCAUCCUCCCCCUCGGCCCUUUGGACAGAGCCCUUCUGGGUCUCCGAGUACCCAGGACCCCAGGGGCUGGACAAAGGGAGGCAGGAAUUCUCUGCCUCUUCUAGGAGUCUCUUGGAUCCUCUGUGUCUGUCCCCACGUCCAAGCCUCCUCCCCUCGGCCCCACAUGGGACGGGGGGACCUCAGAGAGGGACCCUGGCGUCGCCUACGGGAGCGAGCCUGGAGCCGAGGACCUCGUCUGAAUCUUGCGUUGGCCGUGGGACAGAUCAGGUCUCAAUUUCCUCAUCUGUCAAAUGAAGCUCGAAUACAUGAGCUCUCCGGUCCCCUCUAGCUCUAAAUCUGUGACCCUGUGUGACCCCCCCCCUAUGGAUGAGGAAAAGGUCGAGAGUGACAAAGUGAGCGUCCUCAACUAAAGCGAGAUUCGAGCCCAAGCCCUCUGUCUCUCAGUCCCUGCCCCGCCCUGCCAGAGCAGCCAGGCCUCCAGCCGCUGGUCCCCCGACUCCAAACCCUGAGCCUUUGGCCUGGCUGGACUUUCAGAAGCCCGUCUCAGACAACUCGCCCAGGCCGCUGCCUUCCCCAGUGCCCCAGCCCCAGUGCCCCCUCCCAGGCCCCGGUAGCAGCACCAGGCCCUGCUGGUCCUUUCCCUGGGGGUCCUGCCUUCCUCCCCCAGAGCAUUAAAGGUUUAAUAAUGACAGGGACCCGGGGGUGGGGGUCUGACCAUGUGGGUAUGCUGGAAGGGGGGGGGAGGGAGGCAGAGAGAGACAGAGCCACAGAGAGAGAGAAACUGAGAGAGACAAAAACAGAAAGGCAGAGAGAGACAGAGACAGAAAAACAGACAGAGACAAAGAGAAUGAGAGCGAGACAGAAACAGAGAGAGACAGAGUAAGAUACAGAAAGAGACAGACACAGACACAGAAAGAGGCAGAAAGAGAUAGACAGAGACAGACACAGAAAGAGGCAGAGACAGAGAGACAGACAAGCAGAAAGAGGCAGAGAGAGACAGAGUAAGAGACAGAAAGAGAGACAGAGACAGACACAGAAAGAGGCAGAGAGACAGAAAGAGACAGCAAGAGAGUAAUAGAGGCUGAGGGAGACAGAUAGAGAAAGACAGAAACAGAAAGAGGCAGAGACUUUUCUCAGUUUUCUCAUCUGUCUCUUUGUGAGAGAGACACCAAGACAGAGACAGAAAGAGGCAGAGAGACAGAGUAAGAGACAGAGAGAAUGAGAGAGAAGACAGACAGAGAGAAAAAGAAAGAGAGGGAUGGAUGGAUCUAGAACAGCCCCCAAGCAAGCAAGAAGCUCCCUGGCUCCCUCUCCACCAAAGGAGGACCCCAGGUUGGAGAAUUCCCCAUGUGCACCCAGGGAACGGGAGAUUCUUGUGCAAAGGGCAGCCCUUUGGGGGCCAGCGGUCCCAGAGUUUUAAAAGCUAUGUCAAUGAGCAGCCAGCCAUGUUCCAUGAGCAGCAGAGGACCAGAAGCCCGAGCCGACAUGAGCAGAAUUUUAGCGUUCUUCUCCAAUAAACAUCCCAACACAUUCCA
Molecule: messenger RNA, 3420 nt
Organism: Antechinus flavipes (yellow-footed antechinus)
Lineage: Eukaryota; Metazoa; Chordata; Mammalia; Dasyuromorphia; Dasyuridae
Product: organic anion transporter 3-like
Exons: 11
Coding region: 107-1720 (537 amino acids)
Biological process (GO): transmembrane transport
Cellular component (GO): membrane
Molecular function (GO): transmembrane transporter activity
Source: RefSeq, a predicted model, not a curated record